ACUUCUCUCUCUUUCUCUUUUGAUAAGGCCCCUGGCAUUGCUUUUAGGGCUAAAGUUUGUACACAUUGGCCCGUGAUAUGAUUGGCAGAGGCGAAAGGCCCUGGCCCACCCAGUACCCAGUAACCCAUCAACUCCAAGCUCAACCCAGUUACCAGUUGGCACUAAUUUUGCCACGUGGAAAAGUAACUGGCUAACUACUGGAAGAAACUGAGCAAGGAACCCAUCAUUCUCCCUUCUGUUUUCAGUUGAAUUCUGGGAUGUGGAAGCGUUCUGGACUCCGAUCUCUGCUCAACUUCACUCAUGUAAUCUGAUAUGAUCCAAAGAAUGGCAGACCGCAGAACCUAUCAACCCACAUGCCCGUUUUGUUAAAAUUCAACCAACCCAACUGUAACUGUCAUUGCAGUUGUUGAACUGUGAUUCAGUCACGCUUGGGUCAACGUUAUAGGACCCUUUACUACCUUUCUUUCUCCUUCUCGCCAUUUCUUUAUCAACUUUACUCCAACUACGUCUGGAUGGAUUGGAUUUGAAGAACCCAUCAAAGCCUCAUCUUCCUCUCCUGAAACUCAACAAACGUGAGAAAAACUUCAUAAUUAGAAACGCUCUCCUAGAAAUCUUCUUAUAAAAUCUCUUGGUUUCUGCCAUUCUUUCUUUAUUUCCUUCUUUUUUCAGACUUUUCUGUCAUGCUUUGUUGGGUAGGCUCGUGGCGUUCACGUUCACUCUCACCCCAUAAUGGAAAAUAGAUGUUAUAAGGGGUUUUGUUUUGAUUAGAUUAUUGUUACAGAAUUGAAGUUUAUUUAUUUGUAUUUGUUAAUUCAUGGCGGAGAAAACACCAGUUUCAGCUUUUAGUUAAGGACUUCCCUGAAACCUACUUUAGUUCUUCUAGCUUUUUCUUUAUUCUCUACAAUCUUUUUUACUUUUCUUUUUUUUUUCCUUUUUCCCGUUUUUUCUUUAUCUUUAAUUCCUGUAGGUGUUCAGGCAUGGGAAUUGAAGAUCAGGAUCCGAAAUUUUGAUUUUUUUUUUUGUCUCAGUAAAUUCGGUUGAAAUUGAUUUCUAAAGGGGGUUUUACCUUGGAUUCUGGGGAAGAAGAGGUUCUGGUAAUGCAAUUGAAGAACCAAGUUGUUUUAGAAGAAACCCAGUUCGAAUUUAAGCAUUUUUUUUUUUUUGCAAUUUACUGUUAAAUUUAGCAAUGGUGGGGUUGUGUGGGAUCUUUCUCCAGUCCUAUAAUUCUUUUCCACUGUAGUUCAUCUUUUGGGUACGACAGCAUGGAGUUGAAGAAGGAGAAGCUUGUGAGGUUUUAUCCUGAUGGAAAACAACAACUUCCCGAAUUCGUAUGGGAAAAAGGCGAUUCCCAGCGCCUUGAAAAGCCAUCUCCAGUUUACAAGGUUUCAGCUCCUUUCCUGAAAUCGGAUGGGGGAGGUGGAGGUGGGGGCAGGAGUAGAAAUGGAGAGCGUUUGAGUUUAGGGAAGUCUAAAGUCUUUCCAGAAGACCAUGAACCAUGGAGGAAGAGGAUACUUGAUCCAGGAAGUGAGCAUGUGUUGCAGUGGAACCAUGUUUUUCUUAUCUCCUGCUUGCUGGCAUUAUUUGUCGAUCCAUUAUAUUUCUACUUGCCUUCAGUAGGAGGCGAUGAUAUUAAUAGAUCAUCAUGUAUAAAGACGGAUUUGAAUCUUAGCAUUGUUGUGACCUGUUUCAGAACUAUAGCCGAUCUGUUCUAUCUUCUGCAUAUGAUCAUCAAGUUCCGGACGGCAUAUGUGGCUCCUAGCUCACGGGUAUUUGGGAGGGGUGAGCUUGUCAUGGAUUCUAAGAAGAUUGCAAGGAGGUAUUUAAGAUCAGAUUUCUUCGUAGAUCUCGCAGCGACUUUGCCCCUUCCUCAGAUGGUCAUCUGGUUUAUAAUACCGGCAAUUAGAAGCUCCCAUGCUGAACAUAACAACAAUGCUCUUGCACUGAUUGUGCUGAUUCAAUAUGUACCCAGAUUAUACCUAAUUUUCCCUUUAAGUUCUGAAAUCAUUAAAGCUACUGGAGUUGUCACAAAGACUGCUUGGGCAGGAGCUGCAUAUAAUCUGCUACUGUACAUGUUAGCUAGUCAUGUUUUAGGGGCAUCAUGGUAUUUACUGUCAAUUGAACGGCAUGCAACAUGUUGGAAAUCAGAAUGCAAACGAGAAAGCGGUCCUCCAAAAUGUCUCCUUGAUUAUAUAAACUGUGGUUCUUUAGGCGAUAGCAAUCGGAAAUCUUGGGCAAACAUUACAGAGGUGUUCAGUAACUGUGAUCCUGCAAAAGACAUCAGUUUCAAUCAUGGUAUAUUUGGAAAGGCAGUGACUAAUAAUGUUGUUUCCUCAAAGUUCUUGGAGAAAUACUUCUAUUGUUUGUGGUGGGGUUUGCAAAACCUAAGUUCAUAUGGGCAGAAUUUGCAAACAAGCACAUAUAUUGGCGAAACUUUAUUUGCGAUACUCAUUGCCAUUCUGGGCCUGGUUUUAUUUGCCCAUCUGAUUGGGAACAUGCAGACCUACUUGCAAUCUCUCACUGUGAGGCUUGAGGAAUGGAGACUUAAACGAAGGGACACUGAAGAAUGGAUGAGACAUCGCCAACUCCCUCAAGAUUUGCAAGAACGUGUGCGGAGAUUUGUUCAAUACAAGUGGCUUGCAACGCGAGGAGUAGAUGAAGAAGCUAUCUUGCAUGCCUUGCCUACAGAUCUCCGUCGAGAUAUCCAACGACACCUAUGUUUGGACCUUGUUCGACGUGUCCCAUUUUUUUCACAGAUGGAUGACCAGCUACUUGAUGCCAUAUGUGAGCGCCUGGUGUCUUCUUUGAGCACUGAAGGCACCUAUAUUGUCCGUGAAGGUGACCCUGUUACAGAGAUGCUUUUUGUUAUCAGAGGGAGACUAGAGAGCUCUACCACAAAUGGUGGCAGGACUGGUUUCUUCAAUUCAAUUACUUUGAGACCAGGUGAUUUUUGUGGGGAGGAACUGCUUGCAUGGGCAUUGCUUCCAAAAUCCAGUGUGAACUUGCCCUCUUCUACAAGGACAGUCAGAGCCCUUGUUGAAGUAGAAGCAUUUGCAUUGCGAGCAGAAGAUCUAAAGUUUGUAGCCAACCAGUUCAGACGCCUCCACAGUAAGAAGCUGCAGCAUACGUUCCGUUUCUACUCUCAUCAUUGGAGAACUUGGGCAGCUUGCUUCAUACAGGCUGCAUGGCGUCGAUACAAGAAGAGGAUGAUGGCAAAGGACCUUGCCAUGCAGGAAUCAUUUUCCUAUCCUGCAGAUGAGCAUGCACCUGAUGAGGCAAGGCAAGAGGAAGAGGAAAGUGUGGCUAGCUCAGGAAACCCUUCUCAAAUUAAGCAAAACCUAGGAGUCACAAUAUUAGCUUCAAGGUUUGCUGCAAACACAAGGAGGAGGGGAGCUCAAAAGGUAAAAGCUGUUGAGAUGCCCAAGUUACAGAAGCCAGAAGAGCCUGAUUUUUCUACCGAGGUAGAUUAUGAUGAAUAACCCUGCAAGAGGCACAUGAUAAUAGUUGCUGAGGUGACAUGCUUUCACUAUUCCAUGAUCAGAGCUAAUACCCCAAAAGUUUACAAAUGGGGGAAAGGUAGCACACAUUUCAAUUGUAAUACUAGGGCACAACAAGACAUCCAGUUGUAUUGUUCCCCAGUUUACAUGGAAGAGAAUACUUCAUUGCCAAUGGGUAAAGGAAUUUGUGAUAUAUAUGUAAUGUUGGGUACAUCAUGCCAUUUGUAGUAUUUGUCUAGCUCAUCCAAGUCAUGGGUUUUACAAGAGGGGUCCCCAUUGAAAUCCUAGCCCCCGAUAUCAGAGUACAUGGCACUUUAUGAUGACUGCGUUAUUGACUUGUUGAUGUGGUUUAUACUUUAUGUUGAUAAUUCAUUCAUGACCUUGUUUCUCGUUGACUUGAUGGUUAUGACAGUCCCAAGUAAGCACUGCGUAUUAACUUGUUUUGCGUCAUCAUUGUCUUGAGAUGGAUUUCCAGGGAACUAAAUGCUACCCAGUAAGGUGAAGGUGAGAAAAUCCAUCUUUUGAGAGCAGAGAUGUAUUGUGUGUCGUGACUGUCGUCCUCCUCAAGUAUGGAAGUUCUCUAUUUCUAAUCUUUGUAGUAGCAAUGGGAUGAAUACAUUUUCCUUCUUUCGUUCUCGUUAA
Molecule: messenger RNA, 4136 nt
Organism: Nelumbo nucifera (sacred lotus)
Lineage: Eukaryota; Viridiplantae; Streptophyta; Magnoliopsida; Proteales; Nelumbonaceae
Product: putative cyclic nucleotide-gated ion channel 14
Biological process (GO): potassium ion transport; transmembrane transport
Cellular component (GO): membrane
Molecular function (GO): voltage-gated potassium channel activity
Source: RefSeq, a predicted model, not a curated record